CUGCACCGACUUUGUGAGCCAGCUCAUGAUCCCAGGAUGUAUGAAAAAAUAACAAUUGCACUACUAUUGUUCGGUGUUGUUUCCACACAGCUCAGAACACCUGUCAAGGCUCUCGAUGAAACAGAAAGUGGAAAUGGCGAUGGUUCUGAAGAAAAGCCAGCAACAAGACAACAAUAUAAUCAUGCUUUGUCAGAACCAGUGAUAAUACCUAUUAUUUUUGGGGUGAUUGCUGGUAUCGUUGGAGUUAUCCUCCUUAUUUCUUAUUGUAUUAGCCUACUGACAAAGGGUGCAAACGUGCCUUUAAAUUCUGUUGAAGCAGAAAUUCCAGGAAAUUAAUCAAUGGAAAUCUGCUCAUGCAGUCAAAGUUUUGGAAAAACUCAAAGGAGACAUGACUUCAGUGAAGUGAAAAAUGAACAUAUGAAUUGGACAUUUUAGUAUCAUGUAGCUCCUAACUUGUACAAUUUUAGAAUGCAGCUUUUACAUCACAACUCCCAGUGACUCAAACAUGAAAAAAAUCUCCAGUCAUUAAUAUUUCAAGAUAAAAAAAUUUUCUUGCAUGUUUUUGUGUUAUUGUAAAUUUUAUAAUCAAAUUAUUGGAAAUUCAGGCCCAAAAUUUUGCUGGAAUUCAUUCUUAUUCUAUACUAUUGUUUUUAAUCAUGGCACUAUCAAGUGAAGGGCUUGUAACACCUUUUCACUGUUUAAAUAAAUUCAGGGGAUA
This is a messenger RNA of Lepus europaeus (European hare), 718 nucleotides long. It is a transcript of the gene GYPA, whose product is annotated as glycophorin A (MNS blood group). Bases 37 to 336 code for a protein of 99 amino acids. The transcript has 6 exons. The record is from RefSeq and is a predicted model, not a curated record. NCBI's taxonomy places the organism in Eukaryota, Metazoa, Chordata, Mammalia, Lagomorpha, Leporidae. Gene Ontology annotation, cellular component: membrane.